GUAAGGCCAAACAAUCACCCUAAAGAAAGGCCACACAGUAGAAUCUUUUUACGGUGCUAUACGCAACACCAGAUCACAGCCAAUGCCCCGAUUCUCUCUAUUUCUCUCCAUUGCCUAAGUCUUUAAUCCAACUUUAUUUUGGGAAAUUACUUCUCAAAAAAGAACUCGGAAAAACCCUAACUUUGCUUCUCUCACGCUCUCCAUGGAGUUUUGGGGUGUUGAAGUUAAAAGUGGACAGAACUUUGAGGUUGAACUGGAGGAUGAUGGCAGUAGGAUCUUGCAUCUUUCACAGGUUGCCCUUGGUGAGGGGACUGGUGAUAACAAGAAAGAAAAAGGAAAGGAAACCAUUUGUCUCUAUCUCAAAUUCAAAAAUCAGAAGUUUGUGGUUGGAACACUUUCCCAAGAGAAAUGCCCCCAGAUAGCAUUGGAUUUGGUAUUGCAUGACAAAUUUGAGCUGUUCCAUACGUGGAAGAAUGGCAGCGUAUAUGUCACUGGCUAUUAUGUUGAUACAUCUCAAGGUAGUGAUACUGAGUCUGAAGGGGAGCUCCCUGAACCUACAAUGAAUCUUGUAAAGUCAGAGCCUGCAGCAUCUGAUCCUACUACGACAAAGCAGGUUAAGAUUGUUGAACCUAAAAAAGAUGAUGAUAGUAGUGAUGAGGAUGAAGAGGAUAGUUCUGCUGAGGAUGAAGAGUCCAGUGAGGAGCAGGAACCUCGCAUGCUGGUUAAUGGUGAGAAUGAUACUGACGAUGCUGACAGUGAUGAGGAUGAUAGUGAUGAAGAAAGCUUAGAUGAGGAUCAAAAGACUCCUGAGAAGGCUGGACCAAGCAAGAAGAGACCUGCUGAGUCAUCUAAAAAGACCCCUGCUCCCGAAAAGAAGGCAAAGCUGGUCACUCCCCAAAAGACAGAUGGCAAGAAAGCGGGUGGACAUACUGCAACCCCUCACCCUUCCAAAAAGGCUGGGAAAACAUCAGCUGCUGCUGCACAGGUGAAGCAGACUCCAAAGUCCGGUGGUUCAUUCCCUUGCAAGUCCUGCGGCAGAUCAUUUGGCUCUGAAAAUGCUUUACAAUCUCAUUCCAAAGCAAAGCAUGGCACUCAAGCGUAAAAAGUGAACCGGUUUAGGGUCGUCGUUCAAAUUUUGUUUGUUUCUAGAAUGGACAAGUGGACAUGACUAGUUGAAUGUAGUUAAUGUAGUAGUACAUAAUUGCCUUAUGUUUGAAGAUGGUCCUUUUGAAUGAAAUUACAAAUUAACAGGUUUAUAA
Gossypium arboreum is the source of this 1259-nucleotide messenger RNA. RefSeq names its product histone deacetylase HDT1-like. Gene Ontology annotation, cellular component: nucleolus; cytoplasm; nucleoplasm. Gene Ontology annotation, molecular function: RNA binding; chromatin binding; histone binding. Gene Ontology annotation, biological process: chromatin remodeling. The record is from RefSeq and is a predicted model, not a curated record. The transcript has 8 exons. The coding region runs from base 203 to 1102 and encodes 299 amino acids. Lineage: Eukaryota; Viridiplantae; Streptophyta; Magnoliopsida; Malvales; Malvaceae.